Messenger RNA from Entelurus aequoreus (snake pipefish), 4051 nucleotides. It is a transcript of the gene camk1a, whose product is annotated as calcium/calmodulin-dependent protein kinase Ia. NCBI's taxonomy places the organism in Eukaryota, Metazoa, Chordata, Actinopteri, Syngnathiformes, Syngnathidae. Gene Ontology annotation, cellular component: intracellular anatomical structure. Bases 178 to 1356 code for a protein of 392 amino acids. Gene Ontology annotation, molecular function: calmodulin binding; calcium/calmodulin-dependent protein kinase activity; ATP binding. Gene Ontology annotation, biological process: peptidyl-serine phosphorylation. The transcript has 12 exons. The record is from RefSeq and is a predicted model, not a curated record.
UCAUGCUGCACUUUACGUCCACAGGAGACGCGAGCUGGUCUUGACGUCAGGAGGAGCGCAAGCGGCGCUGCGCACAUGCAAGCCCGGCCAGCAGCAGCACAUCCCGGAGGCAAGGAGCGCACAUCCCGGGCACAGAUCGCCAUUUCGCUAUAGUGUGGCGACCGGUCAGCACGCAGGAUGCCGCUGGGAGAAGAAGACAGUGGAUGGAAGAAGAAGACGUCCGACAUUAAAGAACAUUAUGACUUCAAAGAAGUGCUGGGAACGGGAGCGUUCUCUGAGGUGCUUCUAGCGGAGGAGAAGAGGACCCAGAGGCUGGUGGCCAUCAAGUGCAUCCCCAAGAAAGCGCUGGAAGGCAAAGAGAACAACAUCGAGAACGAAAUCGCGGUUCUGCACAGAAUCAAGCACCCCAACAUCGUCUCGCUGGAGGACAUCUUUGAAAGUGCAUCUCAUCUCUACCUGGUCAUGCAGCUAGUAUCAGGCGGCGAGCUAUUUGACAGGAUCGUGGAGAAGGGCUUCUACACGGAGAGAGACGCCAGCCAGCUCAUCAGACAGAUCUUGGACGCGGUCAAAUAUCUUCACGAUAUGGGCAUCGUGCACAGAGACCUGAAGCCGGAAAACUUGCUGUAUUACAGCAUGGAUGAAGACUCCGAGAUCAUGAUCAGUGACUUUGGCUUGUCCAAGAUCGAAGGAACCGGCAGCGUCAUGUCCACGGCAUGCGGUACUCCCGGAUAUGUGGCUCCAGAGGUGCUCGCUCAGAAGCCGUACAGCAAAGCAGUGGAUUGUUGGUCCAUUGGAGUCAUUUCUUACAUUUUAUUGUGCGGCUAUCCUCCGUUUUACGACGAGAACGACGCCAAGUUGUUUGAGCAGAUCCUGAAAGCGGAAUAUGAAUUUGACUCUCCUUACUGGGACGACAUCUCUGAUUCAGCCAAAGACUUCAUCUGCCACAUGAUGGAGAAAGAUCCUGAGAAGAGAUCCUUGUGUGAGCUGGCACUGCAGCAUCCAUGGAUCUGUGGUGACACAGCUUUGGACAAGAACAUCCACGAGUCCGUCAGCGCUCAAAUCAAGAAGAACUUUGCCAAAAGCAAAUGGAAGCAAGCGUUCAACGCCACAGCAGUAGUGCGUCACAUGCGCAGGUUGCAGCUGGGGACCAGCGUGGAAACGUCGAGUCAGAUCACUUCCAGCAACGCCUGUCAUGGACGUCUGCUGCCUGAGGACGACGAGGACGACUUGGAGAACGGAGAGGAAGAGAGAUUGUCUCGCUACAGCGAAGGUCGGCGUGGGAGCGCAGACGGCAGCACGGACCGAGACAGCCUGCGGAGCUGCACUUACUGCUGCAGGCCGGCCAGUCGCAUCUGAGGCGACGUCACUUCCUUUACGAACUGUUCUAUUUCUGAAUGACGACAUCAAGGCCCUCUGAGCACCAGGAGCCCCUCGGCCCAGUCUGGCUCGGAACGGCUCCGCCCCGCCUCAAACCUUCCCCCGCAGUCUUGGUCAGACUGGGUCGGCGCCGAGCGCUUCUGAGCUGCAACGAGCGUUCAUGCUGGGAAACAUCAAAUAUGAAGGAAUAUUUUUAUGGACUUAUGGAUGUUCUGGUCCAACGAGAGGCUCCCACUGACAUCCCCCGCCAUCUCCCAUGGGAUCUCAGUGCGAGCGCUCGGCGACUUCGUGACGUGCAAACCUUUUUAUUGUGGAAGUUGGUUUCCUGUUUGCAUGACCUAAUGAAACAUGUUUACAUGAAUGAUGAUCAUAUUCACAUGAAUAUUGUUGCCGUCAUCAUAUAACACACAUGGAUAUUGUUGCUAUGAUUACGUUGUAUUUACGAUGAUGUGCCGUCAUAAUAUAUAAUGUGAAGUGACGUUGACAAAGAAAUCACAGCACAUUUCUCACAUCAUCCAUUUUUUUGGUGCGGACAAAAGUAUCGGGACGCUUUCGUCAGAGGUCACGGAGAGACGCCGUUUUAGUUCAACUCCUCGUUGUUUUGUUUGCAUUGCAUCUCAGUGCGCACACAUGAGCCAUUUCAAACAAAAAUGAGAAAACGUUCAAACGUUACAUCUUAAAGGCCUACUGAAACCCACUACUACCGACCACACAGUCUGAUAGUUUGUAUAUCAAUGAUGAAAUCUUAACAUUGCAACACAUGCCAAUACGGCCGGGUUAACUUAUAAAGUGCAAUUUUAAAUUUCCCGCUAAACUUCCGGUUGAAAACGUCUAUGUAUGAUGACGUAUGCGCGUGACGUCAAUCGUUGAAAUGGAAGUAUUCGGACGCCAUUAAAUCCAAUGCAAAAAGCUCUGUUUUCAUUUCAAAAUUACACAGUAUUCUGGACAACUGUGUUGGUGAAUCUUUUGCAAUUUGUUUAAUGAACAAUGAAGACUGCAAAGAAGAAUGUUGUAGGUGGGAUUGGUGUAUUAGCGGCUGGCUGCAGCAACACAAACAGGAGGACUUUGAGGUGGAUAGCAGACGCGCUAUCCGACGCUAGCCGCCGACCGCAUCGGUGAUAGGGUGAAGUCCUUCGUCGCACCGUCGAUCGCUGGAACGCAGGUGAGCAUGGGUGUUGAUGAGCAGAUGAGGGCUGGCUGGCGUAGGUGGAUAGCUAAUGUUUUUAGCAUAGCUCUGUGAGGUCCCGUUGCUAAGUUAGCUUCAAUGGCGUCGUUAGCAACAGCAUUGUUAAGCUUCGCCAGGCUGGAAAGCAUUAACCGUGUAUUUACAGGUCCAUGGUUUAAUAGUAUUGUUGAUUUUCUGUCUAUCCUUCCAGUCAGGGGCUUAUUUCUUUUGUUUCUGUAUGCAGUUAAGCCCGAUGCUAUCACGUUAGCUCCGUAGCUAGAGUGUUUUGCCGAUGUAAAGUCACUGUGAAUGUCCAUUUCGCGUUCUCGACUCUCAUUUUCAAGAGGAUAUAGUAUCCGAGGUGGUUUAAAAUACAAAUCCGUGAUCCACAAUAGAAAAAGGAGAGAGUGUGGAAUCCAAUGAGCCAGCUUGUACCUAAGUUACGGUCAGAGCGAAAAAAGAUGCGUCCUGCACUGCACUCUAGUCCUUCACUCUGACGUUCCUCAUCCACGAAUCUUUCAUUCUGGCUCAAAUUAAUGGGGUAAUCGUCGCUUUCUCGGUCCGAAUCGCUCUUGCUGCAUUGAAAACAAUGGGGAAAUGUGAGACGCCUUUCAACCUUUGACGUCACUCUACUUUCGGUACAGGCAAGGCUUCUUUUAUCAGCGACCAAAAGUUGCAAAUUUUAACGUCGAUGUUCUCUACUAAAUCCUUUCAGCAAAAAAAUGGCAAUAUCGCGAAAUGAUCAAGUAUGACACAUAGAAUGGAUCUGCUAUCCCCGUUUAAAUAAAACAAAUUCAUUUCAGUAGGCCUUUAAAGCCACAAACUUCUAAUAUACCGAAUUUUUUGGAAUAUAAAUCACUCCGGAGUAUAAAUCGCACCGGCCGAAAAUGCAUAAUAAAGAAGGAAAAAAACAUAUAUAAGUCGCACUAGAGUAUAAGUCACAAUUUUUGGGGAAAUUUAUUUGAUAAAAUCCAACACCAAGAAUAGACAUUUGAAAGGCAAUUUAAAAUAAAUAAAGAAUACUGAACAACAGGCUGAAUAAGUGUACGUUAUAUGACGCAUAAAUAACGAACUGAGAACGUGCCUGGUAUGUUAACGUAACAUAUUAUGGUAAGAGUCAUUCAAAUAACUAUAACAUAUAGAACAUGUUAUACGUUUACCAAACAAUUUGUCACUCCUAAUCGCUAAAUCCCAUGAAAUCUUCUUCCUCUGUGUCGCUUCUAAACAACUCUGCCAACUCCAAAGGUAGACAAUGCGUCGCUUCCUCUUCUAUCUUAUUUGAUAUUUUACGGUAAUGUGUUAAUAAUUUCACACAUAAGUCGCUCCAGAGUAUAAAUUGCACCCCCGGCCAAACUAUGAAAAAAACUGUGAUUUAUAAUCCGAAAAAUAUGGUACUGCUUUGGAAUCUGUGUCAUGUUUUGCUUCUGAUGAAUGAAAGAAGAAAACAACGUGUCAAAAUAAUGCUAAUACGAUCAUUUUGAUAUAAUAAUAAUGCAGGAGAGUUGUGUG